This is a messenger RNA of Ipomoea triloba (trilobed morning glory), 1017 nucleotides long. RefSeq lists its product as uncharacterized. The coding region runs from base 299 to 790 and encodes 163 amino acids. NCBI's taxonomy places the organism in Eukaryota, Viridiplantae, Streptophyta, Magnoliopsida, Solanales, Convolvulaceae. The record is from RefSeq and is a predicted model, not a curated record. The transcript is spliced from 2 exons.
UAAACUAAAAAUAGCAAUAAUGAGUAAUUAAUGGUAAUUUAUAUUUGCAUGUGAUCUAAGCAUGAGUAUCUUUUUAUAAUUAAAGAAAUAAAUUGUUAUAAUUCAGACUAAAAUCUUUACUCGAUAUACUGUUGUCCUCAAACCUUAUCCGCACGAAAAUCUUCAAAAAAAUAAAACAAUGGGUAUCCUGUCAAAACAGACUAUUUAUCAUGGGAUGGGAUUAACGGAAUCCAACGUUCACGCCAUAAACCUUGUUUAAAUCCCCUAUUUUCACUCUCAAUCCUCGUACAAUUCUGCCAUGAUCCACGCACUUGUUCUUCUUCUGUUACUCACGGAGGCAGCCGCUAAGGCCACCUCAAACAAAGACAUUCAUGAGCUUCUGAGGAGCAGGGGGCUUCCUGCGGGGCUGUUUCCGAAGAAUGCGGUGGAGUACUAUGAUCUUGAUGAGGAUGGGCGGCUGGAGGUGUUCUUUGAGGGGCCGUGCGUGGCAAAGUAUGAGACGAGGGUGAUGUUUGAGAGGGUUGUGAGAGCUAAUCUGAGCUAUGGUGGGAUGACUGGGUUGGAGGGUUUGUCUCAGGAAGAGCUGUUUCUGUGGUUGCCGGUUAAGGGGAUCAAAGUGUAUGACCCUUCUUCUGGGUUGAUCUUGUUUGAUAUUGGCGUGGCUUGCAAGGAGUUGUCUCUUUCUCUCUUUGAAGACCCCCCCAUAUGUUUGCCUCAAGGUGCAUUGAUGGAGGUGGAGUCUGGAUUGCAGAUUGACAGAUACAAAACCUUGCCUUUAUCUGCAGCUUGAUAUGAUCUAAUCUGAACUGAUAUAACAUGGAUUAGUUAGAUUAUGGUGCAAUUUUCUUGGCUUUUGUGUAAUGUGUGAAGGAAAAAGUGGAAGAAAUUCAGGUUUCAUUAUGUGCUUUAGGUUGUAAAAUGGGGUUUGUCUGUGGAAGUUGUGAAAAGAAACUGAAUUAUAUUAUAUGUUUGUAAUUCAUCUAUCAUGCUAUGCCAUGCUCCAAAACAAAAAUAACA